AUGUCCAGUUGGGUUCAACCAGCGCGCGCGAUUGAAGUAUAUGAAUCAGCACUAAAAAGCAAUCCAAAGGAUGACGCACUGGCGGAGAAAAUAGGCCAAGCAUAUGUGCAAUGUCACCUUUAUACUAAGGCGAUCAACUACUACGAAGCAGCGCUGAAAAGUGGGCGUAAACCACUGAUGCGUAUGCGCUUGGCCGAAUUGCUUUUUGAGCUUGGAAAUUACGAGAAAUGUGAAAAAACGCUACGCCAUGCGCUCGAUGCUGAUUCCAAUCCUGUUGGUGUGCUUUUAUUUUACUUUAUUUUUUCUUCCGGUGUAAGAAAUGAAAAAGAGGGAACCGUAAAUUUGUGA
Messenger RNA from Gongylonema pulchrum, 348 nucleotides. Lineage: Eukaryota; Metazoa; Nematoda; Chromadorea; Rhabditida; Gongylonematidae. The record is from the annotation of a GenBank genome assembly.